Messenger RNA from Phascolarctos cinereus (koala), 1005 nucleotides. RefSeq names its product taste receptor type 2 member 2-like. NCBI's taxonomy places the organism in Eukaryota, Metazoa, Chordata, Mammalia, Diprotodontia, Phascolarctidae. Gene Ontology annotation, cellular component: membrane. Gene Ontology annotation, biological process: sensory perception of taste; G protein-coupled receptor signaling pathway; detection of chemical stimulus involved in sensory perception of bitter taste. The record is from RefSeq and is a predicted model, not a curated record. Gene Ontology annotation, molecular function: G protein-coupled receptor activity; bitter taste receptor activity.
AUGGCUUCAGAACCGCGUGGAGACCUGCCUCCAUUGCAAGCCACGCUUUCCUCUGGCCCAGUCUACCAAGAGAGCCUGGGAUUUCUGGUAGGAAACAUGAUUUCUCCGGCAGAAAUUUACCACACCAUGGCUAUAGUUCUGUUCAUUAUGGGGAUUAUUGGAAAUGGGUUUCUAGUGGUCGUCAAUGUCAGUAAACUGAUUCAGAACAAGAAGCUGAUCUCCAUUGAGCUCCUCCUCACCUGCCUUGCCAUAUCACGACUUGGCCUGCAGAUUUUGUUGACAUUUCAAGGUGUCAUGAGUGUUUUCUUUGCCAAAAUUUAUCGGCAGAACAUUUAUGGAUCUCUUUUCCUCUUUAUCUGGAUGUUUCUAAAUUCCUCCAGCUUCUGGUUUGCCACCUGCCUUGGCAUUUUCUAUUGCCUUAAGAUCUCUGGCUUUACACAUCCCUGUUUUCUGUGGCUGAAAUUCAGGAUCUCCAAACUAAUGCCCUGGAUGCUUCUGGGAAGCCUGGUGAUCUCUGUGAUCACUGCUGCCUUAUCUGCCUGUGUGUUGCAUUAUUCCUCAGAGUCCUACACUCACUGGCCCAAGAAUGUCUCCUUGGCUAGCCGUGAUUCUGAAAGAGUCCCCAAUGAUGACAUGUUCCUAGCCAACUUGAUAUUAAUAUUUCCUCUAGGUCUGUUUGUCAUGUGUACAGUGACUUUAUUUGCCUCUCUUUACAGCCACACUCACCGGAUGCAAACCAGUUCCUCUGAUUUAGGGAAUCCCAGUGCAGAAGCCCAUAUCAAUGCCCUGAGGACUGUGGUCACCUUCUUUUGCCUUUUCAUUUCCUACUUUGCAGCCCUAAUGGUGAACCUGACAUCCACAGUGCCUUUUAGAAGCCUCCUGUUCUUUAUCUUGAAAGAUGUGAUGGCAGCUUACCCCUCUGGCCACUCUGUGAUCAUCAUUCUGAGCAAUUCCAAAUACCAGCAGCCAUUCAGGAGGAUCCUGGGCCUCCUAAAGAAGACAUAA